This is a messenger RNA of Symbiodinium sp. CCMP2456, 672 nucleotides long. The record is from the annotation of a GenBank genome assembly. Lineage: Eukaryota; Dinophyceae; Suessiales; Symbiodiniaceae.
GUCAAAAAGCCAAAGCUGGCGCAGCACUUGCAAAGAUGUGGGAGUUGGACGGUGAGUUGCAUCGAUUGCUCCAAGGUUUUCGCUUGGGACGAGUGGCAAUCACACACUAGCUGUGUAUCAGAGGCACAGAAGUAUCAGGGCAACCUUUUCCAGGCCAAAGAGAGCAGCAACAAAGGGCAGCUGAAGCAAGGUUCUUGGGUUGAUGGCGUGCGGCGAGCAAUCGAAGAUCCACAGACGGAUGUUGCGCCACAGAUAAGGAGCUUGGUGCAGAAGUUGCUGGGCUUUGACAAUAUCCCUAGAAAGCAGAAGGCCUUCGGUAACUUCGUCAAGAACUCCCUGAAGGUCUGGGAUGAAUCCAAGAUUGAUGCCAUGUGGAACGUGAUAGCCGCUGCGAACUCCAAGCCAGCUGACGCAAAGCCAUCUGGACAUGCAGCAGCCGAACCGGCGAAGACGCAAAAGGCGAAAGCUUGGCCAGGUUGGAAGCGUGCCAUUGAUGAUGAACUGACCUCGGGCGCGAUGCCCUGGAAGCGUCUGUGCGCAUGUGUCGUUGAACGAUAUCGUGACAGUGGCCAUGCUGGUGACUAUGACGAGCUUGAACUGCAGGCCCUGAGCAGCAUUCCUGAGGACUACUGCUCUUCGAAGACCCCAGAUGUCAUGCUCCGCACCAGCUGA